Drosophila gunungcola (fruit fly) is the source of this 2358-nucleotide messenger RNA. It is a transcript of the gene Cds, whose product is annotated as phosphatidate cytidylyltransferase, photoreceptor-specific. The transcript has 7 exons. The record is from RefSeq and is a predicted model, not a curated record. Lineage: Eukaryota; Metazoa; Arthropoda; Insecta; Diptera; Drosophilidae. Gene Ontology annotation, cellular component: endoplasmic reticulum membrane. Gene Ontology annotation, molecular function: phosphatidate cytidylyltransferase activity. The coding region runs from base 164 to 1513 and encodes 449 amino acids.
UCUAACUUCCACCUCUACAAAAAUUUAAUUUUAAAUACAAAGUUUUCUAUUCGGACGAAGUGGACAUACGGAUCUCGGAGCACGGAGCACGGAACUGUUCAAGCGGAAUCAAAACAGGAAUCAAUAGGAAUCGAUUUCGAAUUGAUUUGCGUAAACUCGAAUAAUGGCCGAAGUGCGACGCAGGAAGGGCGAGGAAGAGCCACUGGAGGACACCGCGAUCUCCGGAUCCGGAGGGGAAGCCAACAAGCGGAACUCCUCCGCCGCCGACUCCUCGGAUCAUGUGGACUCCGAGGAGGAGAAGAUUCCCGAGGAGAAGUUCGUCGACGAGCUGGCCAAGAAUCUGCCGCAGGGCACCGACAAGACGCCCGAGAUACUAGACUCGGCCCUCAAGGAUUUGCCGGAUAGAUGGAAGAAUUGGGUCAUUCGCGGCAUUUUCACAUGGAUUAUGAUCUGCGGCUUCGCACUGAUCAUCUAUGGCGGUCCAUUGGCCUUGAUGAUCACGACUUUGCUGGUGCAGGUGAAAUGCUUCCAGGAGAUCAUCUCGAUUGGCUACCAGGUGUAUCGGAUUCACGGCUUGCCCUGGUUCCGGAGUCUUUCCUGGUACUUCUUGCUCACCUCCAAUUACUUCUUCUACGGCGAGAAUUUGGUUGACUACUUCGGCGUGGUCAUCAAUCGAGUGGAGUACCUCAAGUUUCUGGUGACCUAUCACCGCUUCCUGUCCUUCGCCCUGUACAUCAUCGGCUUCGUUUGGUUCGUCCUCUCGCUGGUGAAGAAGUACUACAUCAAGCAGUUCAGCCUGUUCGCCUGGACCCACGUAUCCCUGUUGAUUGUCGUCACCCAGAGCUACCUCAUCAUCCAGAACAUAUUCGAAGGUCUCAUUUGGUUCAUCGUACCUGUCUCGAUGAUUGUCUGCAAUGAUGUCAUGGCGUACGUGUUCGGUUUCUUCUUCGGCCGCACGCCCCUCAUCAAGCUCAGCCCCAAGAAGACCUGGGAGGGCUUCAUCGGGGGUGGCUUCGCCACCGUCCUCUUCGGCAUUCUGUUCUCUUAUGUGCUGUGCAACUACCAGUACUUCAUCUGCCCCAUCCAGUACUCCGAGGAACUGGGUCGCAUGACCAUGUCCUGUGUGCCCAGCUAUCUGUUCACGCCGCAGGAAUACAGCCUUAAGUUGUUUGGCAUUGGCAAGACUCUUAGCCUCUACCCCUACAUCUGGCACUCGAUCUCCCUGAGUCUGUUUAGCUCCAUAAUCGGACCCUUUGGCGGCUUCUUUGCCUCCGGAUUUAAGCGGGCAUUCAAAAUUAAGGACUUUGGCGACAUGAUUCCCGGACAUGGCGGCAUUAUGGAUCGCUUCGAUUGCCAGUUCCUCAUGGCCACCUUCGUGAACGUUUAUAUAUCCAGCUUCAUUAGAACUCCGUCGCCGGCGAAGCUGCUGACACAGAUCUACAACCUUAAACCUGAUCAACAAUAUCAAAUUUAUCAGUCGCUCAAGGACAACCUGGGCGACAUGCUAACCUAAUCGGCUUAAUCGGUUACCAGUUAGAUUCGGACAAGAUGUUUGCUUUAGUCGUACGUUCUAUAUAAUGCCGAAAUUUCUCUAUAUAUAUACAUUGAUAUAUAUCUGUAAGCAAACGGGCGAGCACCUUUAAGCAGCCACAUAAAAUAAGUUAUUUACGGGCAUAAUUUUUGUUAUGUUUUUAGUCCUUAGUUAGAUUUUGUUGCUACAUUUUAAAUAAUUUCCUAAGUUAGUACCUUCAUUUACUUGCAUUAAGUUAACUCGAUUGUGUUUGGCAGAAUUCUACAUAGUGCAAUCGUAUCAUUAAGCGAUUCCAUUAAUUUUAAUGCCCAAGUGACAGGCGUCAAAUGCAACGCAAGGCAAAGCAAACAGAAUAACUAUGAAUUUAAUAUCGACUAUGUGUGUGUGCGUGUUGUUGUUAGUGAAUUUACUUACUAUAACUAUAACUUAGACAUGAGAUGAGAUCAGGCAGUCGACGCCAGAAGCUGGAGAUUAGCAUAAUUGAAGCGCAUUUUAGUUAAUUAACUGAGGGACGAAGAGGAGGAGAUCAAAACUUAUGCAAUACUGUAAUUCUUUGUAGUGCAAUACUAUCAAUAUUUAUUUCUUAACGUUCCUUUGGUCAUGCAAAAUACAUAGGCAUCAUCCUCAAUCCGCGACACUUUCUCAAAAAGUAUAUAGAUGAUAUAUGAUCGGUUACUUAUAAAUCCUGUUAUACGAGAAUCUGUAUGGCAUUUAAAAAAGAAAUGCAAGUCAACGGUGUUUUAACGAACUAAGUGUACAAAGAUUUCAACUAAAAAUUAUCUAUGUUAAAUAUAUAACAGAUGAAAUAAUACAAAAAAAAAAAACAA